AUGAUCGAGAAUGAGAAAGGUCGCUUCAUGAAGCUGACGAUGGGCCCUAUCCUGAUUCCAGCUUCUGAGUUUGCCGACAAGUUCUCCCAGGACACUGAGUCUCUGUGGGCCGCCAACGGACCUAAUGCUACCAAAGCUUCCACCACCUCUACCACCGAUGACAAGGGCACCAAGUAA
Messenger RNA from Fusarium odoratissimum NRRL 54006, 177 nucleotides. RefSeq lists its product as uncharacterized. Lineage: Eukaryota; Fungi; Ascomycota; Sordariomycetes; Hypocreales; Nectriaceae. The transcript is spliced from 2 exons. The coding region runs from base 1 to 177 and encodes 58 amino acids. The record is from RefSeq and is a predicted model, not a curated record.